AUGCUCCGUCGACUCGCCUGCCUGACUGCCGCGCUGGCCGCGUUGACGGUGAACCCGACGGCUGCCACGGACUUCAACACACUCGGAAGCGACUACAACGCCGUGGCCCAAGUCCAAGCUACGGACGACGUAUCCCACGACACCACGCAACAGCAGCAAAGCACUACUGGAUCGGCCACCCAGACUACCCACAUCCAGUACAGUAUCCGCAAUGGGGACGUGUCCAGUAUCGGCGUGAACCUCGGCUCGUGGCUAGUGGCCGAGCACUGGAUGACGUCGGCCGCCGACUUCUGGCAGGGCGUGAGCGACGAAGACGCCGGCAAGGGCGAGUACACGGCCAUCACCAAGGCGUCGGACCCGGACACCAUCCGCUCGAACCUCGACUACCACCACUCGACCUUCAUCACCGAGAAAGACAUCGCCGAGAUCGCCGCCGCCGGCCUCAAUACGGUGCGCGUGCCCGUGGGCUACUGGAUCGUCGGCUUCGACAACGACGACCCGAGCGGCCAAGCGGCCUGGGCGCAGUACUCGAACGGCACGCUGAAGUACCUGGACGCGCUGGUCACCAACUGGGCCAAUAAGCACAACAUCGCCGUGCUCUUCAGCCUGCACGCGGCCAAGGGCUCUCAGAACGGGGCCGACCACUCGUCCCCGUGCGACCCGGGCAACUCGCACUGGAGCGCGUACGACGAGAACGUGGCCAACACGGUCUCGCUGGCCACCUUCCUGGCCGACCGAUACAAGGACGAGGACGCGUUCCUGGGCAUCGGCCUGCUGAACGAGCCCAACGCGUCCACGGACGAGGACAAGCUGUACGCGUACUACGAGAAGGCGUACGCGGCCAUCCGGACACUCAGCGACUGCGUGCUGAGCGUGGCGCCGCUGCUGUACAAGCAGUCGCCCGACGUCAUGACGGACUUCAUGCAGGCGCCCGCCUACACGAACGUCUGGGUCGAGUGGCACCCGUACUUCGUCUGGGGCUACGAGAGCACGAGCGAGUACGACCUGACCAACACGGCCGUCAAGACCAACUUCCAGAACAGCGUGAGCCAGUGGAACGCGCGCGAGAACCACAACCGCCUCUUCAUCGGCGAGUGGAGCUUCGCCACGGCCGGCAAGUUCGGCGACGACCAGGAGGGCUACUACGAGUUCUGCAAGGCCAUGGUGGACGUCAUGUACCAGGCCGGGGGCGGAUUCACCUUCUGGAGCUGGCGGCUGUACGGCGACGAGAGCGGCUUCAACGCGUGGUCGCUGCGCAGCGUGCUGCGCGACACCCGCCUCAAGAGCAUCUUCUUCCCCAACGCGGCCCAGAGCUGA
Phytophthora sojae is the source of this 1317-nucleotide messenger RNA. Its product is annotated as putative glycosyl hydrolase family 5 member. Gene Ontology annotation, biological process: glucan catabolic process. The transcript has 2 exons. Gene Ontology annotation, cellular component: extracellular region; cell surface. Bases 1 to 1317 code for a protein of 438 amino acids. The record is from RefSeq and is a predicted model, not a curated record. Gene Ontology annotation, molecular function: beta-glucosidase activity. Lineage: Eukaryota; Oomycota; Peronosporomycetes; Peronosporales; Peronosporaceae.